Molecule: messenger RNA, 1188 nt
Organism: Aspergillus glaucus CBS 516.65
Lineage: Eukaryota; Fungi; Ascomycota; Eurotiomycetes; Eurotiales; Aspergillaceae
Exons: 6
Coding region: 1-1188 (395 amino acids)
Cellular component (GO): mitochondrion
Source: RefSeq, a predicted model, not a curated record
AUGAAGGUCUCGAAGGACUCGAUGCAGGACAUUAUGGCGGAUACACUGGAUAGUGUAUCUGAUACGAAGCCAGUCGUACCUCUACCAUUUUAUGCAAGCUCCAAAGAGUACCGCGAAGCUCUCGAGUCUAUUACUCAGGCCGAUGGGCCCAAUGCUAAAGCUGCUGCAUCCAUACUUCAGGAACUGAAUGAACUGCUUCCUCCAAAAUCCGCUAUUGAGCGUCGAAUCGAAGGUCUUGAGCACAUUUUGAAAAGUCCUCUCGUUGGAGAACACACCGCGAAUGCUACCACUGUUCUGGAUGGUUAUCAAUCAGGAAGGCUCAAGUAUGUCGCUGGUCACUAUUACGUUUUUCGAGACGGACAGAUGCUUGCAGGCCCGAGGCGUCUGUUGAACUUUGAUGAAAAAAAGGUGGUUUUUGAUGAAUUCGACGGCCCGAAAGGUUUAUGGAUUGAAUUUGUAGGUGGAACUAAAUUUCUUCUGCUGGUCUUGGUAGCUCUCUACAAACUCGAUCUCUGUGUUUUCAUGGCGGGGCUCAACAGCUAUAAUGAACAUCUACGUCUCUCGGAACGAUACCUCAAAGUUCGAUGUGCCUGCCAUCAAGAAUGCCAUUGCUAUCUGCAUCUGAUCGUUCCUCGUUCGAUAUCAUCAUAUUCUCCAAGUUAUCAGAAGGCGGGUCCAACCGCAUUUUCCAGGCGACUUUUAGAGAUAGAAAUACCUGAGCACUACACUAUGGCCAGUGAAGUGGCUACUCUGGACUAUAUCCGAUUGCAUGGGAUUCGUACGCCUGAGGUGUAUGCGUAUUGUUCGACAAAGGAUAAUCCAGUUGGUGCUGAGUAUAUUAUCAUGGAAAAAUUGGACGGCAUUCCCCUUGGCGAUACGUGGUACUCGAUUACAACAAAGGAGCAACAUAAGGUCAUGAAACAAAUUGUUGAAUGGGAGACGCGGCUUAUGUCGUUGGAGUUUCCUGCGUGUGGCAGUUUAUAUUAUCACAAGAACCUCCCGUCAGAGAAGAAGAUCUUCUUGUCAGCUCAGAGCGAGGUUGACUUUUGCAUUGGGCCAGUGGCGCAUUAUAGAUGGUGGCAAGGGCUGUCGCCAGUUGACAUAUUCCGGGCAGUUGGUGAACGGGAAUUGACUUGGGCAAAAGCCUAUGCGAAGCCUCGCCUGCCUUACGAACGGCUCUAUGGAUAA